AUGGCCAAAGAACAAGCCGUUUACUCGCACGGCCACGACAAGUCUGUAGUGCAAGACCAUGCGCGACGCACCGCUCAAGACUCGGCGGCGUUCUUGCUCCCACACAUCCGACCGACCGACACGAUCCUCGACGUCGGCUGCGGUCCCGGCACCAUCACGGCCGACCUGGCGGCGCUGGUACCGCAGGGCAAAGUGAUUGGCAGCGACGCGGUGGAAGGCGUGUUGACGCAAGCCCGACAAGUCGCCGCGGAGCGUGGCUUGACGAACGUGGCAUUCGAGACCGCCGAUGCCAACAGCCUGCCGUACCCGGACGACUCGUUCGACAUUGUCUACUGUCACCAGGUGCUCCAGCACGUCAAGGACCCCGUCGGCAUUCUGCGCGAGAUGCGCCGGGUCGCCAAACCGGGCGGACGCGUCGCCGCACGCGAGGCUGACUACAAGGCCUGGGCCUGGUAUCCCGAACUGCCCGAGAUCUCGCGUUGGGCCGACCUGUAUCAGAAAGUGGCAAAGUCCAACGGUGGCGAGCCCAACGCCGGCCGAUACUGUCAUGUCUGGGCCCGACAGGCCGGCUUCACCCCCCACGACAUAGACGCCAGCUGGGACUCCUGGCGAUAUACCGGUGAGAGGGUCCGCCACUUUUCUCUCAGCUGGACCGGGAGGAUCUUGCAGCCGGGGUUCGCGACCACCGCUGUCCGCGAGGGUUUCACCACCGACGAUGAGAUCAAGGCCAUCUCCGAGGCCUGGAGGUUCUGGGGCACCCAGGAAGAUGCCUUGAUGGUCAUCCCACAUGGCCAGAUCCUGUGUCGCAAGACAUAG
Molecule: messenger RNA, 816 nt
Organism: Capronia epimyces CBS 606.96
Lineage: Eukaryota; Fungi; Ascomycota; Eurotiomycetes; Chaetothyriales; Herpotrichiellaceae
Exons: 1
Coding region: 1-816 (271 amino acids)
Molecular function (GO): methyltransferase activity
Source: RefSeq, a predicted model, not a curated record